Molecule: messenger RNA, 852 nt
Organism: Blumeria graminis f. sp. triticale
Lineage: Eukaryota; Fungi; Ascomycota; Leotiomycetes; Helotiales; Erysiphaceae
Source: the annotation of a GenBank genome assembly
AUGGCAGAAAUUAUUUUAAAAAAGCGAAAAUCUCUAGAUGGUUCUCACGUGAAGUCAAUUCGAUCAUCUAAAAAAAUAAGGACACAGCAACAUUCCAAAAUUUCAUCGGACGAUGAAGAUCAGGAUCUAGGUUUCAAACCAGUUAGCCUGCAAGAUUCUGACAACGAGACUUCACCAGAAUCAGUCUCUGAAGUUGAUACUAAUGAUCAUACUUUAGAACCUCGAAGAUUAGAGGAACCAGACGGAGAAGAGGUGACUGAUGGAUCCAACAGUGACUCAGAAAGCGAUGGGUCAGCACGCUCACUUAAAAGCAAUCCUAAUCUUAUCAAAAAGAACAAGUCUCACGAUCCGAAUGUCUUCGCAAAAUCUAUGAGUAGAAUACUUGACGCCAAACUUUCCAGUUCUAAACGAAGCGAUCCUGUCCUUGCGCGUAGCUUCAAGGCGCUUGAAGCUAGCAAAGAAAUUACCGACGCGGCAUUGGAUAAAAAGGCACGAAACAAAUUGCGGGCUGCAAAACGUGAAGCUCUUGACAAAGGUCGUGUGAAAGAUAUUCUCGGCACAAGCCAGUCAUAUGAUGUAACGAACAAUGGUAUUGAAGGUCCUGCAUGGCAAGAAACUGCCGAGAUGGAAGUAAGGUUACGAAAGACCGCACAAAAAGGUGUUGUCAAACUAUUCAACGCCGUUCGAGCUGCACAAGUCAAGGCAGAAGAAGCAGCCAAAGAGGCAAGAGCCAGCGGUCUUGUCGGGCAGGGAAACAGAGAACAUAAGGUAAAUGAAAUGAGCAAAAGAGGGUUUUUAGACCUUAUAGCUCGUGGAGGCGAGAAAGAAAGCCUUAAAUCGAGGCCUAGUUGA